This is a messenger RNA of Closterium sp. NIES-67, 1631 nucleotides long. NCBI's taxonomy places the organism in Eukaryota, Viridiplantae, Streptophyta, Zygnematophyceae, Desmidiales, Closteriaceae. The record is from the annotation of a GenBank genome assembly.
CACAGUGGACUCGUCUCAUCAGUCGGAAUCCUGGGAAUCGCCUGGAAUCGCGUCCCGUGCACGACUCACGCUCAAACAAGCAAGGGAAUUCCGCGAUCUUCCGUCGAGUAGGUUCUUCCUCGCUCGAAGGAUUACGGCGCUGUAGGGAAUCAAAACGCUCUAGGGAUUUUCGUGGUCUAGAAAGUACGGGAACCAGACUGACAAAAUACCCCGGAACUCCUUAGGGGUUUGCUGCAUUCUACAGACAGCACGUAUUGCUAUAGCGGCGGGUGCUAUGGCGGGUAAUGAGAAGUACGUUCAGGCGACCAACGACGACGCGACCGUCAGCAAACUGUCCUGUGUAACCAAAGGUUACUUCCAGGACCCCUUUGUGAAGCUGUUCGUUCGCCGACCGUCUCGAAGAUCCCCCGUGAUCCACAGAGGCUACUUCGCUCGAUGGGCCGCUCUGCAGCAGUUGGUAGACCAGUUCCUCGCCGUUAACGGAGCAGCUAGUAAAGAGGACAAGGCCCCUGGUGAUCGAGGUGGUCAACAGGAGUCAAGAGAGUCAGCGGCAGGAUCUGAGGUCUCUCUUCAGAUCAUUUCGCUAGGAGCAGGAUUCGAUACCCUCUUCUUCAGACUCCAGACAGAGGGCAGAGCACCCCACAGGUUCAUCGAAGUGGACUUUCAAGAGGUAGUGGUCAAGAAGGCAGCCAUAAUCAACGCCAAGCCCGAGCUGGCCGCAUGCCUGGGCCCAGAUGUCACCCCACUAGAGGGCGGGGGUCUUCGUUCCUCAACGGGCUACUCCCUUGUGUCUGCUGAUUUGAGAGACACUGAGAAACUGCACCAGGCACUCACAGCAGCCGGAGCCGACUUUGGGCCCAACACAGCAACGCUGUUCCUGUGUGAGUGCGUGUUGAUCUACAUGGACGCCCCCAGCAGCGAUAGACUCGUGGCAUGGGCAGCUGAGAGGUUUGGCACGGCAGCGUUUGUCAUCUACGAGCAGAUUCGGCCCGACGAUGCCUUCGGGCAGCAAAUGAUUCAAAACCUGGAGGCUCGAGGCUGCCCUCUCCUUGGUAUCAGAGCCACGCCAACGCUAGACGCAAAGGAGAAGAGAUUCCUUGAUAGUGGUUUCCAGCAAAGCAAGGCAGUGGAUAUGGACGUGAUCUACUCUCAGCACAUCGACCCUCAGCUCAUCAGAAAAAUCGAGCCGUUGGAAAUAUUUGACGAGUUUGAGGAGUGGCAUCUAAUGCAGGAACACUACUGUAUUGCUUACGGAAUCAAGGAUGCUCUGGGUGUUCUCCAUAACUUUGGGUUCCGUGACCACUCUCACAAGAUGUGAAAUAGCCGUAUUGUGAAAGCUUGCUUGGGUCAUCUUGGCAAAGGCAGCGUGCCUCAUUUCACAUGGGAUUGUUUACAUGGUUCUCGUCCAAUAGACUACACCUACAAAUAGGGUGGGUGGGUGGGGAAAACGAAACUGGAACUAGAAGUGAGGAACAUGGGUGAGGUCGAAUGGCCUCACGUCCCUCUUUUGUAGGCAAAAGAGGGUGAGUAGCGCUUUGACGCUGUCCUUGCUGCGUUGGCCCUCGCUACACUUUCACAAUACACAUUUUUUAUAAAGCGUUACACGCUUUCAAAAGAUUACAUGAUUAGCA